Messenger RNA from Pteropus alecto (black flying fox), 1116 nucleotides. Its product is annotated as neuropeptide Y receptor type 6. Gene Ontology annotation, molecular function: neuropeptide Y receptor activity; neuropeptide binding. The transcript has a single exon. Bases 1 to 1116 code for a protein of 371 amino acids. The record is from RefSeq and is a predicted model, not a curated record. NCBI's taxonomy places the organism in Eukaryota, Metazoa, Chordata, Mammalia, Chiroptera, Pteropodidae. Gene Ontology annotation, cellular component: neuron projection; plasma membrane. Gene Ontology annotation, biological process: G protein-coupled receptor signaling pathway.
AUGGAACCUUCCUUAAACCAUCCAGCAUCUAAUAAAACCAAUGCAAAUAGCAACAACUCUGCAUUUUUCUACUUUGAGUCCUGUCGACCCUCUCCUCUAGCCUUGCUCCCAUUACUCAUAGCCUAUACUGUAAUCUUAAUUGUGGGCCUUUUCGGAAACCUCUCUCUCAUCAUUAUCAUCUUCAAGAAACACAGAGAAACUCAGAAUGUCACCAACAUACUGAUUGCCAAUCUCUCUCUCUCUGACAUCUUGGUAUGUGUCAUGUGCAUCCCUUUUACUGUCAUCUACACUCUGAUGGACCACUGGAUAUUUGGAGAUAUCAUGUGCAAACUCACUUCCUAUGUGCAGAGUGUCUUCAUUUCUGUAUCCAUAUUCUCACUUGUGUUAAUUGCUGUUGAAAGAUAUCAGCUGAUUGUGAAUCCCCGUGGCUGGAAGCCCAAUGUGUCUCAUGCCUACUGGGGUAUCACAACAAUUUGGCUAUUUUCCUUUUUGAUGUCGAUUCCUUUCUUCCUGUCCUACCACCUCACUGAUGAGCCCUUCCACAAUCUCUCUCUCCCCACUGACUUCUACACCCACCGGUUAGCCUGUGUAGAGAACUGGCCCUCCAAAAUGAACCAGCUCCUCUUUACUACCUCCAUGUUUAUGCUCCAGUAUUGUGUCCCUCUGGGUUUCAUCCUCAUCUGCUACCUGAAGAUUGUUAUCUGCCUCCACAGGAGAAAUGGAAAGGUGGACAGGAAAAGAGAAAGUAAAAGCCGGUUCAGUGAGAACAAGAGGAUUAACACUAUGUUGAUCUCCAUUGUAGUGACUUUUGGAGCCUGCUGGUUGCCCUUGAAUAUCUUCAAUGUCAUCUUUGACUGGUAUCACGAGGUGCUGAUGAGCUGCCACCAUGACCUGGUAUUUGUAGUCUGCCACUUGAUUGCUAUGGUUUCUACAUGUAUAAACCCUCUCUUUUAUGGCUUUCUCAACAAAAAUUUCCAGAAGGACCUGGUGGUGCUUAUUCAUCACUGCUGGUGCUUUACACCUCGGGAAAGAUAUGAAAAUAUUGCCAUCUCCACUAUGCACACAGAUGAAUCCAAGGGAUCAUUAAGACUGGCUCCUACGUCAACAGGUAUAUAA